Messenger RNA from Arthroderma uncinatum, 1773 nucleotides. Its product is annotated as amidophosphoribosyltransferase. Gene Ontology annotation, cellular component: cytoplasm. The record is from RefSeq and is a predicted model, not a curated record. Lineage: Eukaryota; Fungi; Ascomycota; Eurotiomycetes; Onygenales; Arthrodermataceae. Gene Ontology annotation, molecular function: amidophosphoribosyltransferase activity. The coding region runs from base 1 to 1773 and encodes 590 amino acids. The transcript has 4 exons. Gene Ontology annotation, biological process: purine nucleobase biosynthetic process; purine nucleotide biosynthetic process.
AUGUGCGGUAUCUUAGCCCUCAUCCUCGCCAACACGAGCGAGGCCGCCAGCGUCGACCUCCAUGAAGCUCUGUACCUGCUCCAGCAUCGCGGUCAGGACGCCUGUGGCAUCGCCACUUGCGCGUCUGCUGGCCGUAUCUUCCAGUGCAAGGGCAAUGGAAUGUGCGGCAAAGUCUUCCAGGAUGGUCAGCGGGUUGCAGACUUGCCUGGAUUUAUGGGAACUGCCCAUCUUCGAUACCCUACGGCGGGAUCGAGUGCCAACGCCGAAGCCCAGCCUUUCUACGUGAACAGCCCCUACGGCAUCACACUCGCGCACAACGGGAACUUGAUCAACGCCCCAGAACUAAAGCAUUUUCUCGACUACGAAGCACACCGACACAUCAACACAGACAGUGACAGUGAGCUGAUGCUCAAUGUCUUUGCCAACGAGCUAAACGAGACCAAGAAAGCGCGUGUUAAUGUGGAGGAUAUCUUCGCCGCCCUCAGCAGGAUGUACGAACGUCUUGAGGGAGGGUGGGCGUGCACUGCCAUGUUGGCUGGAUUCGGUGUGCUCGGCUUCCGUGACUCGUACGGUAUCCGGCCACUGAUCCUCGGCUCGCGGCCUUCUCGCAGCGGUCCGGGUAUGGACUACAUGAUGGCCUCCGAGUCCGUGGCUCUUGACCAGCUAGGCUUCACUAACCACCGUGAUAUCAUGCCGGGUGAGGCUGUGAUUAUUCAAAAGGGCCAUGAACCAGUGUUCCGCCAGGUCCACCCAAAGCUAAACUAUACGCCUGAUAUCUUUGAAUAUGUAUACUUUGCCCGCCCGGACUCUGUCAUUGAUGGAAUCAGCGUCUACCGCGCCCGGCAGCGCAUGGGUGAAAAGUUGGCCAAACGAAUCGUCGACACUCUUGGCCCAGAGGUCAUCAAGGGCAUUGAUGUCGUGAUACCUGUGCCUGAAACCUCGAACACUUCCGCAGCCGCCCUCGCGCGAUUCUUGGAUAAACCAUACUCACAAGGUUUCGUGAAGAACCGAUAUGUGUUCCGCACUUUCAUCAUGCCAGAGCAGAAAGCGCGACAAAAGGGAGUACGAAGGAAGUUGAACGCCAUGGCAUCCGAAUUCAAGGGCCGAAAUGUCCUGCUAGUCGAUGAUAGUAUCGUCCGUGGCACGACAAGUAGAGAAAUCGUCAUGAUGGCGAGAGACGCCGGGGCAAAAAGUGUCUUACUCGCUAGCUGUGCUCCCGAGAUAUCACACCCCCACAUCUACGGCAUCGAUCUAGCCUCUCCACAAGAACUCGUCGCUCAUGAUCGUGACCUCAAGGCCAUCACCGCCUACAUCGGUGCGGACGCAGUCAUCUACCAAACCCUCGAUGAUCUUAAGGCUUCCUGUGCUGAAAUAUGCACUGAAAGCGGCCAUUCAGAGCCCGUGAAUUUCGAAGUUGGUGUUUUUAAUGGCACAUACACCACUCCCGUCUCAGCCACGUACUUUGAGCACUUGGAGAAAAUUCGCGGUGAAGGCAGAAAGAUUAAGAGAGUUGAGAGUGCAAGAACCGCCGUGCUGAACGGGGCCGUUAGCCAGGAGAAUCUGCUCCUAGCUUCGAGUAAAGUAGGCCUGGAUGAGAACGGUAAGCCGCUCGUUACCCAGACAGUCAGGCCGGUGGACGUCCCCAACCCCGGUGCCGCCAAUUCGUCUUCGCCGGCGCAAGCGAAUAACAACAACCGCCAUGAUGCGGGAGACGCUACGCCCCAUGUCAAGGAUAGGAUGGACAUUAGCAUCCAUAACCUUGGCGAUUAUUGA